Drosophila mauritiana is the source of this 704-nucleotide messenger RNA. RefSeq names its product C-type lectin 37Db. Gene Ontology annotation, molecular function: carbohydrate binding. NCBI's taxonomy places the organism in Eukaryota, Metazoa, Arthropoda, Insecta, Diptera, Drosophilidae. The transcript has 2 exons. Bases 12 to 632 code for a protein of 206 amino acids. Gene Ontology annotation, cellular component: external side of plasma membrane. The record is from RefSeq and is a predicted model, not a curated record. Gene Ontology annotation, biological process: biological process involved in interspecies interaction between organisms.
UAUAUCACAGAAUGAUGAAUGUUCCUAUUUAUUGCUCUACUAUGUCACACAUUGUAAGUGAUAUAAAAGUCUUAACUAUCAGUCAACAAUUGUUGAAAGGCGCUAUCAGCCAUGUCUGUCUGACCAGCUCAAGCGAUUUCCGAACUCUUAGUCAGUUGCGAACUGAAGCUCGAGGAAUGAUGAUCAAACUACUCCUGCUGUUCCUGGCAUGCUGGAGUGCGCUUCCCUUGGAGGCAUCUCCCUUGGGUAACCGAUAUAACCUAGAAAUCGGUGGAAAGCAGUACUACAUUUCGUUGGCAAAGACCAACUGGUUCGAGGCAAGCAAUCACUGCCGUCAGAAUGGCGGAUUUCUUCUCAAUUUGGAGAGCAGGGAGGAACUGGAGCUCCUUAGCCCCCACCUCCAUCCAGCCUACAGCUAUUGGCUGUCCAUCAAUGACCUCGGCGAUCGGGGCGCAUACGUGUCGGAGGCCACUGGUCUAGAGGCUCCAUUUCUUAACUGGUCCGCCGGAGAGCCGGACAACAGCAGUGGCCAGUGGGAUCGAUGUGUCGAACUCUGGUUGUCGACAUCCUCCUUCCAGAUGAACGCCCUACCAUGCUAUAGUCCCGUCGCCUUCAUUUGCCAGCUUAACUAGUAUCAAAAUCUGGACUUCAAAACAACUUGUUUUCUAAUUGAUUGAAAUUAUAAAACUGCCAUUUUUCUUAGC